Messenger RNA from Symbiodinium natans, 4347 nucleotides. The record is from the annotation of a GenBank genome assembly. Lineage: Eukaryota; Dinophyceae; Suessiales; Symbiodiniaceae.
AUGCCGGAAGUCCAACCUGGUGGCCUUUGGGAUUGGUCCCGACCGAUUGAUUAUGAAUGGGCUUCUUUCACUGCUGGGGUGGAAGAACAACUCUUCUCUGUGCAGGCAGGUAGAGGGUGGAAGCUGGAGGUCUCUUUCUCGCCACUCGUGCAGACCACCAGCCCGGAAAAACUCUGGAAAGGGUCGAGCCCGGCUUUUUGGCAAUCCUUCCUCACCUGGACCUCUAAAGCCAUGGGCACUAAUCCUGACCCUAGAAUUACCCCCCUCUUCGUGGAGGCGAAGAAUCGCAUACCUGAAUUCUGGUCUGAAAUGGCCUCUUGUACUGCUCAGGCCUUGCAGGACCUCCUAGGUGCUCCUGACAUGCAAAGCCAUCACCUUGCACUUGAGAUUAUCGCACACCAGGGGCGAUCAGCCUUGAAAGAGGCGGUGCGCAAGAGUGAUGAAGCUUACUCGCAAUGGUUGCAAGAAGCUUGCAAAGGGGGUAUGCGAGGCCUGUACAAGGCUUUGAAGUCUGAAGAUUCCAUCCCGGACAGGCCAUACAGAAACAUACCACUCGAAAUUCGCCCGCACAUCAGGCGGGCUCACUGGGCUGACGUGUGGCAGCCCAUGCCUGGCAAUGAGGUCAAUCCCAAUGUUGAUUUUGAUAGCCUCAGGGAUGCUUCUGUAAGCCAAGCCAAAACCCUUCCUCCCAUAACAGGUCCAAUGGUGGCGAAGGUGAUCAAACGAAUGCCGACUAAAGCUAUUGGUGCAGAUGGGUGGAGUGUCCAGAUGCUUAAAUGUCUUGCCCCCUUGCAGCUUGAAAGAUUGGCCCAAUUCUUUAAUACCUGGGAGGGUCAGGGUGCCUUCCCGACCCAGCUCUCGGUUGUUCUGGUUGCACUCAUUAACAAGUCUGAGGAUGAGGAGCGCCCAAUUGGACUGACGCCAGUCCCAUACCGAUUGUGGGCAAAGAUACGUUGGCCUGUCUUUGAGAAAUGGCUCCGGGAAUAUGCUGCCACCCAGGAUUGGGACAGGGCAAAGAAGGGCCUUUCAAGUCUUGAUGUUGCGUUGCGCCGUAAGCUGUCGCAUGAAAUUCUCCAUCGGAAAAAGCGACAUUCAGUGACAGUGCUUUUGGAUUUAAAGGCCUUUUAUGAAAAUGUCCGACAUGAUAAUUUCGUCAAUCAGGCCAUUUCCCUCAAAGUUCCGCCGUUGAUCCUGAAUGCAGCAAUGUCGCUAUACUCUGCUCAGCGCUUGAUCAGUGCUGAACACUGUGUCUCUGGUCCGAUCAAGCCCACCAAGGGCUUAGUUGCGGGCUGCCCAUUUGCGCCAGGCCUCAGCAAGAUCCCUUUUGACGAGAUCCUGCGCCCGGCAUGGGUUUCUGGCCUUGCCAAAACCAUUGAUCUCUACAUUGACGACACUAGCUUUGACACUGAGGCUGGUAACCCCCACACAGCAGCGCGCCGGGCGGUGCAAUUGUAUAAGGCUGUGGUAGGAGGUUUGACAGCUGCUGGCCUCCCAGUCAGCCUGGGCAAGACAGCUUUUGUAUGCUCCUCUCCAAAAGUUGAAGCUGCCCUUAAAGAGUAUCUUCCUGACUCUGAUCAAAUCAAGAAUGCCGCGAAGGACCUGGGGAUUGAUUGUACGGCUGGGCGUGGAAGGCGCAUUCCGUUCCACCGUAAAAGGUUUGGGAAGGGCGUUAAGCGCAAGGCUAGGCUCUCGACCCUGCGUGUGAAAUCGAUGCCAGCUAGGGUCAGAGCCCUGAGGGCGGGGGUCCAAACUGUGGGCCUCUAUGGCCAUGAGGCAGUUGGGCUUGCGCCAAAGCGUAUGCAUUGGUUGCGUGCUUCCUUCGCACAUGAAUUGGGGCGAAUGUCUUUGGGCUCGGUUUACCUCACCAUUGACCAUGCGUGCCCUAAGCGGCCGGACCCGGCCUUUAUUAUCAUUUCCCAGCAUUUCAAGGCCAUUCACAGGCUUCUGGGCUUCAUUCCCGAUAGCCAAAGGCAGCACUUUGAUGAUGUCUUGCCGGGUAUGUGGCUUGAGUACUCACAGGUGGAGUACCCCUGGAAGCGCGCUGCAGGGCCGGUUGGGGCCCUCCUAUGUUACCUGCUUGACUUGGGUUGGACCCCGGUCAGUGCGGACACUUGGAAAUGCCCUGAACAACCGCACAGCGUCACCACCAAGGUAGGCAUGCACCACCUCCUUUGCUCCCUUUCUAAGGAAACAGAUAGGUGGAGGCUCGCACGUAUAGCCCAGCACGACAUGCUUGAACCUCUGAGUGUGGGAAUUGAUUGGGCCCCCCUCAGAAAGCUUAGGAAUAAGAUGGCAGGCCAGGAGAGGUCAGGACUCAUGGCUGUUUGGCAAGGAGCAAUUCGUGCUGAUCCUUGUGCCACUUGCCUGAGGUGCGGCUGUGCUGCUACCAUGCAACAUGUCUUAUGGGAGUGUGACUGGUGGCAAACCAACCUCCCGGAACCGGCUUCCUUUCCUAGAUUUCGGCAAGAGUGGCCCAUUUCGUCACUGUGGGCCAGGGGCCUUCUGCCGAUUUCGCCUUACCCUGAUGAUGGGGAAUGGGUACGAACUACUGGUGCCUGGUGUGAUGGCCAGAUCAUUUGUGGCGAGGCGAUAUACUUUGCUACUGAUGGCUCCCCGGGGAAAUCCAAGGACCCCAGGUUCCAUCGGUAUACCUGGGCUGCGAUUGCCUUUAAGCUUGAAGGGGAUGAGCCCGUCACGAUCGCGACAGCUGUCGGCUCACUGCAAUCUCCGCUAUCGGUGUUCCGGGCGGAGGCAGCGGCUGUCAAGUUUGUAGCUGAGCAUAGUGAAGGGAACGCAGACCUCACCUUGGAUUGCAAGGGCAUCCUGCCCAGAGUGAAUGGUACACCUUCCAUCCAGUCUGCAGACCUCUUCGACCCCAUUCGACUGCAUGCACAGAGACUCAACCUUAACUGGGUAUCCUCGCAUUUAACGGAAGAACAAUUCCGAGCAAAGUUUGGUGCUAACCAACUUUGGAGGCGACGUGCUAACGAAAUUGUGGACCAGCUUGUUGGCACGGCUGCCGAAGUUAACACCUUACUGGCCAGGAGAGCUGCAGCUCUCCUUUCGUAUGACAAGGACCAAGGACCGCUGGUUCAGUGGCCUGACAAAGAGCAACGAAAGCGGAGAAGGGUGGAACCGCAGGAUGAGCAAGCCCCUGAGCCCGGGCCACAACAAGUGCAACCCCCUGAGCCCUUGGUGGAUAACCAGGCUCAGGGGAGGAGGAAUCCUGGAGUUGUGCUUCGGGAAAAUCCUCAGCUCGAGCAGCACAAUCCUGUGCACCGCCCCCCAGCCGUGGUGGCAAACCAGGCUGAGAGGGAUGAACCUCCUGGAAUUGUCCUUCGGGAGAAUCCCCAUGCACCUGGGGCUGGUCCGGUUUUGGGUGCCCCAGACCAGGACAGCUGCUCUGAAGAAAGCGAAGAGGAGCCAAUGGUGCCUGAUCCCAUUGUGCAUCCCGAGCCUCCUCCAGCACCGCCAGCUGCGCCUAUGUUGCCUGCCCCGUUGAACUUUGACGAUAUGGAUCAAGAAGCGGGCGCAGCCUUUGCUAUUGCUGAGAGGGCUCGCAAUACCAAGCCAGGACUGGUGGCUUUCAAAUCCGAUCUGGGCUAUCCUGGUGUUUUCCAGGCCCUACCCAAGGACCUGAUCCACGUGUGGUUCAACGACACGGGGGACAGCACUGCGGCGUAUAUCCACAAUGGAAGAACCAGAUUCGGAUAUGACGCUGGUGGGGGCUACGUCUUGAAGGUUGGGACGAAGCAGGCCUUUGGUGAUGAGGUGGCGAUUUCGGCCUUGCUGCCUAAGGUGGCAGCCACCAUCAUUGGGGCUGGAUCUACGACACUGCAGGUGCUGCUCUCUGGGCGACCAUGGGAGUUCAGGUCCCAUUUGGUGGCGUGGUCGAUGGUGGAAAAAAUCGAGCUCCUCACGGAUUAUGGUUCUCGGAACCAGAUCCACCCUCAGUGGUCCUUGUAUGCCUUCGCCCUCCUUUUGCAAUUGAGCCGUCAUUUUGCUCUUCGUGAUGUGUCAAAAACCAACCUGGGAAUUAAGCCAGGACUCAGUGCUGCGACGCCCAUGUUGUGUUUUUUCGACCUCGCGGAUUGGCACUUCGAAGGGCUUAAUGCUGGAAGGUGGAUUCCCAAGUAUAGCUUGCGCAGCUUCGUCGAGACCCUUCGAUGUGUCUGUGACGUUACGCCACUGGAGCCGUAUCUCCGCAGGCAGGCGGUGGUCCCUUGCCUCAACGAGAUUACUGCAGGUCUCCCCGCUGCGCUCAAGGCAAACUUGGAAAUCCAAAUGGUCCUCAUGGACGGCCGACUUUCUGAUUGGGCUCACCUUGCUGCAUUGGCUAACCAAUAA